Molecule: messenger RNA, 1718 nt
Organism: Cucumis sativus (cucumber)
Lineage: Eukaryota; Viridiplantae; Streptophyta; Magnoliopsida; Cucurbitales; Cucurbitaceae
Product: vicilin-like seed storage protein At2g18540
Exons: 8
Coding region: 109-1197 (362 amino acids)
Source: RefSeq, a predicted model, not a curated record
AAACAGAAUCAUGCGUCUCGCGGCUUUUGAGUUCGAUUCUCAUUUCCCAUCUUUCUUUCUUCUUUGUUCGAACCUCGCUUCAAAAUCAUUCUCUAACCCCCAACUAAAAUGGCGAGAGAUCGUAAUGGCGAGCUAUCUACUAAGAGAGGAAGUUCCGACAACGACGAACCCGGCGAACAAGUAGGAGAAGACAACAGUGCUCCUUCAAAGAGAAUCUCCGGUAAGGAUUCCGAGAAAGAUCGUGAAAAUUCCGGUCCUGAUGCAGACGAAGGACGAAAACGCACCAAAUCAAGAAGAAAAUCGCGGGAAACUCCGGAUUCCGAUGAGAAGCAUGGCAAGAGACGUGGGAGGAGUUCGAGAAGAAAGGGGAAAUCCCGUAGACGAUACAGUACUAGUGAGGAGGAUUCUGAUUCUGAAAAUACUGAAUCUGAUAGCUCGAUGUAUGAUUCGGAUUCGGGGCAUUCGGACUCUGAAUCAGCUUCAAGUAGUUCGGGUUCGGAAGAGGAUAGCGAGAGCGAGGGGGAGAGGAGGAAGAGGAAGAGGAAGGAAAGGAGGAGGAGAAGAGAGAAAGAGAGAGAGCGGAAGAGGAGGAGAAAAGAGAAGGAGAAGAAGAGGAUGAAAAAAGAGAAAGAGGAAGAGAAACGAAGGAAGGAGAAGAAAAAGAAGGAGAAGAAGGAACGAGGAAAGAAAGGGGCAGUGACCAAUUCUUGGGGAAAGUUCGGGAUUAUCAAAGAAACUGAUAUGUGGAACAAGCGACCAGAGUUCACUGCAUGGUUGGCUGAAAUAAAAAAGGUUAACUUGGAAAGCCUAGCUAACUGGGAAGAGAAGCAAAUGUUUAAAGAAUUCAUGGAGGACCAUAACACGGCCACUUUUCCGUCCAAAAAGUACUACAAUCUUGAUGCUUAUUACCAGCGUAAAAUACAAAAAGAUAUGAAGAAAGGCCAAAAAAAGGUUGUGGCAGGGGAACGCACUGUGUUUGAUGAUGAAGAACAGAGGAGGCAAGAACUACUCAUUGAACGUGAAAAGCACAAGGAAGAACAAGUGGAAGUCCUAAAGCGCUCUAUGCAGACAGGAAUGGCACAAGCAAUGAAAGAACAAGCUCGACUCAGGGAGGAGAUGGCUUAUCAAUACAAGCUUGGAAACUUUGAGGCUGCAGCUGCCAUUCAACGAAGAUUGGACCCAGAUGUUGCCCUGUGAGAGAACUGAAAGAAGAGGCUUUAGUUUGCUCGAUUAUUUCGUGUUUGGUACUACAUGGUUCCACUAUCGAGAACUCCUGAAGUUGCCGCAUGUUGUGUUUGAAUUUCCAAACAAAGGGAAGCUCUCCACAAUUCUGCCAACCUUUGUAGUUUUGUAGCAUCCCCAUCCCAGUUCCCAUGGCAGUACAGGAAUGGUUUUGACUUGCUUUUGCCUUUGGAAUAGUAAAGGUAAUUUUGCAUAAAGUCUGUCAUGUUAUGUAUGGUGUAAUAGUCGUUCUCUUUUAUAGUUAGUUCUCUUUUAUAGUUAGCAGUCGAAAUGUGGGUCGUGAAUUUGAGCCUAUGUUGUGCCCACUGUCCUCGGAAAUGGACAGAGAAGAAUUGCAUUUCUAGUAAUAUUUUUUUCUGUCGAGGGUUGAAUAAUGGAUGGAUUGUUAGGGUUCUCUUUAACAAGAACAUAAAGAAUUUUCCUUCAAAGUUACUUCUAGGAGCACUUGAAUUGAGUUGACCUUUUUUUCACCCAAA